Messenger RNA from Nothobranchius furzeri (turquoise killifish), 4583 nucleotides. RefSeq lists its product as uncharacterized. The record is from RefSeq and is a predicted model, not a curated record. Lineage: Eukaryota; Metazoa; Chordata; Actinopteri; Cyprinodontiformes; Nothobranchiidae. Gene Ontology annotation, biological process: regulation of toll-like receptor signaling pathway.
UUCCACUAGCCGACAGCAUGGAUGCCCUCAGAGCUGCGCUCGCUUCAUCGAUUGUCCAAGCGCUUUCUGCUUGUUUGUUCUUGCAAGCGGAAUUACUGCUCCUUGCGGAAGACCACAGACGAAGGACGAGGUUAAGAACGGGGGAAGUACUGCCGCCUACAGGUCUGGCAUGUCCUUAACAACCUAUUUAUCCGGGUACGUGUGGACAGAGUUUUUUUUAAAACGAGGUGGUGUGGGUGCAAGUUUUUGGAGGGGCGGAUAUUCGUUUUUAAAAAACCCGGCUACGUGUGUACUAGGCCUUAGUUAACUAGUCUCACCAGAUCCCUUCUGAUCUCACUCCCCACACACCUAUCACCUGUUUCCCUGAUUGUUUCCCUGUGUUCAUAACCCUGUCUGCGUCUCAAUGUGUUGUCGGUCCACUGUUUGUGUCAGCGCUGUCUCGUUUUCCUCUCCUGGUCUCUGGUCUCUAGGUAUUUGGAUGUCUCUAGGUUUUGCUCUUUAAAGGAGCUCUUCGCCUCUUGGUCUCAAGGUUUGCGCAUUAGGAUUUUUGGAUUUAGGUUUUUGGCUACCUGCCCUUUUUGGACUUUACUUUUGGACAAUUAUUCCUAAUAAAGGAUUUUACGUUUCCUACUACUGCGUUGUGUCAUCCUGGUUCUGCAUCUUGGGUCCUAACCUCCUCCUGGCUUACAUCGUGACAGACCAGUGGCGCCUGUGCUCAGAAGCCUCACCUGUUAGUGUGCCCUAGGGCAGCUGUGGCUACAUGGAAGCUCAUCAUCACCAGCAUGUGAAUGUGUGUGUGAAUAGAUGUAUCCAUCAGAAGAUGGUCUAUGUGGUCAUACAGGGACAGACGUGGUCAACAGCAAUACUCCGGUAGGCUGUGGUGAUGAAGCCAGCCCCAGGUGGGACUAAUGGUCCCACUUAAACUUUGUCCAGCUCGACUUGGGCCGCCCCAUGUGGCCAGGUUAUGCUUACACACCCUUCUUAGGAACGCGGAUGGCCGAGCAUGUGGGCAGGUCCACUAAAGAGGCACAGAGAUUGUGUCCUUUCUGAAUGCCACGUUACGCUAACAAAAGUGGACAUGAGCAGUGAUGCUUUUGUAGACUGACAUGAAUCUCACAACUCCCUACUCUUCUCACUGAGCAGUGGUGGUGUUGUGGGAUCCUCUUCCAUCCAAAUGCACUCACAGGAGACGAUCAGUCCUCGUGCUGCUGCAGCCGCAGCUGCCGGUCCGAGCUGAAGUCAAAUAUGUUUGCAUCACUGCAUCCAGAUUGUCAUUGAAUCACGCAUGCAAGAAAGUGCUGCUGGCUGAUUCUACCCACACCAAUCUGAGGUUCCCACUAGUAGGUUGGAGUGAGAGUGGCAUCACUUCAUCUGGCCAUUCGGUCCACAGGUGAGUUUGACACGCUCAACACGAAACAGACCGCAGGAAAGCUGGGUUGGAAUAAAUGGUCAGCUCUGCACGGAGAAAGCCGAUGUUAAUGCAUUUACCCCACCUGGCUCAGACUGAACUGACCCCAGUCUAACUGGCCCAUAAGGGGUCCAGAGUGGGCCAAGAACAUCUCCCACAUACCAUUACACCCCCACCACCGUGCUGAAGCAUUACAAGGCAGAUUGGAUCCAUGCUUUCAUGUUGGUGACACCAGAUUCUGACUCGACCAUCUGAACAUUGUAACUGAAAUCCAGACUCUUUGGACCAGAAAAGGCUUUUCCAGUCUCUUCUGGUCCAGUUAUGGUGAUCCUGUGGAAAUUGUAGCCUCGGUUUUCUGUUUAGCUUACAGGAGGGACAUCUGGUGGGGUCUUCUGCUGCUGGAGUCCACCUUUUUCAAGGUUCUACAUGUUGUGGUUCAGAGAUGCUGUUCUGUAGACCUUGGUAGGAACCAAGCUCAUGGGGCAAUGGGAGUCUAUCUUUAUUUGUCAUUGGGCGAGAGGUAGGAGACCCCCUGGACAUGUCUAGUUCUUCACAUCGGUACACUGAGACAAGCGAAUAGCCACAUACUCACCCCUAGUGACAGUUUAGCCUCCAAUCUACCUAAUAUGCAUGUUUCUUUGUCUGUGGGAGGAGACCCGAGUACCGGAAGAAAACACGUGCAUGUAUAAGGAGAACUCCAUACAUUAAGGCAGCAGCUGAGAUUUGAACCGCCGUUUGCAGAAAUACUGAGACCAGCCUAGCUGCUACCAACAACCACGCCUUGUUCAAAGUCCCUUAAAAUUUUUUUGUUUAAUGUUAAACUUCAUCAGGAUUUCUUCACCACAUCUAAAUGUACUGAGUUGCUGGCCAAUUAGAUAUUUUCCACGUCUGCCUUUUAUUUUAAAAUCAAAGUGAAACGAAGACAGUUUGUGUUUCUGCUGCUGUCAGAUAAAGGAAGUGGAGGUGGGGGACUAAUUCUUAUUUACAGAAGUGAAACAAGGAACUCGGCCCUGUUCUUGCAAUCAAACGGUGCAUCAGCGAUUACUAAUAAGAAGUUAUCUUGUUAUUCACAAGAAUCAAAAAAAGGGCAGAAAACGAAGAAGACACUCCUGGUGUCAUGUUGGCCGAGGGAUUUCUUAGGGUGUUGUGUUACAGGGAGGAGAGAAAGUUUGCUGUCACUUCCAAACAGAAGAGAAGGCAGAAAGGUGGCCUGUGUUCCGACCCGCCCGGCACUGUCCCUGACCCAAACUGCACCGAACCACACACGAUCUCCGCUGAAGAAGGGUUUAACCAAGAUGUUCAAGGCUGCCAUCAUGGCCCGCACCCGAGAGUGCUUCCUCGGGUCCCAGGCCUUCUAAUCCCUGGGUGUUCACCUGCAACUGCCCUCCAGCCCGUCUGUGUGGAUGACUGCAGCCUUUUGGAACAAUACCCAGACCUGCAGGUGGUUGAUUCAGGCCUCAUUCCACACAACCCACCCAGAGGCUCGGAAAACCUUCAGCGUCCUGACCCUGAACUGAGUCCUCAUCCGGAAGCCCAACAAAACCAACACGGCGAUUUGAUUUCAUCCACCCCAGACCAGGGUUAUCUGGUAAUGGGGGACAGAGAGAACAUCAGCUUGGAUCUGCCCGGUUUGGGUUUGGAGCCCAUGUCCAACUCUGUGCUGAACAGGCUCCUGGAGAAGAAGCUGGAGGAGGUGUACAUGCAGCACCUGACUGACAACCUGGCUCGAUGCAACUCUCAUCUGGGGAACAGCCUUCUGCACGGCCUGGUGCCACCACCGCAGCCCAGCCACCAGUCACAGGCACUGUACUCACUGGAAACCAGUCUGGAGAAAGACUCAGAAGGGAAUAGCUGGGACAUCUAUCUGAGCGUCCCAGUAGUCUCCUCAUCCAUCUUCAGCUCCCCGGUGUUGAGGAUUUCAGACUUAGAGCACCCUCAGCUGCAGGGAGACCCAAGGUCACAAACUCAGUCUUUAAAAGUGCACCCACCCACUUAAAGACCCGACUGUGACAAUAAUAAAGCAGUUCACUGUAUCAAUCUGGUUUAUUAACCUCAACAUGAGCUGCUUCCAUACGCCAUCUGGUGUUUGAUUCUGAAACUGCACCACUAUGAUUUUUACCUGGCAGCCAUUUAAGUGUAUUUUACUCACCUGGUGAAGAUUAAACCAAGUUCAACACUAAGUGUAUGCUUCUUGCUGUCACAGGCUUCUUUUCUGAGCCACUUACUGAAGUCAAAAGCUAGAUUAUGUAGCAGUGUGUGUGCAGAAAGCAUCAAAACAGUUAAAGCUUUAUUUUUUAUUAUUGUUACCCUGCUUCUUUACAUCUGAAGUCAUGAAAUAGCCAGAGUCUGGAACAGGGGAGGUAUCAGUGGCACUGGUAGAGGUGGACGGGAGUGUGUUUUACAACAAUUGUCGGAGCCAUAAAAUCUAGUUUUUUAAUUUCUAACUACCUUAGGAGUAUGGUGUUUAAAUCUUAACAGGCGACUGAAGUGAGCGUCCUCUCUAGGGCAGCUGAGCUCAGCCUAUAGAGAUCAGAUGAGGUGCUCCAUCAUCAUCUUGGGAGAGGUAUGUUCCACUGGGAGGAGGCUGGUAAAAGACCAAAUAACACCUGCAUGAUGUAUGCUUUCUCUCUGGCCUGGAAAAACCAUGGGAUUCACCCCAGGAGGAGAUGGAGGUUGUUUCUGGGAAGUGCGGCCAUCUGGACUCGACCCUGGAACUGUGACGUUUGAGACCUGACCUCGGGUAAGCAGAAGAGGAACGUUUGGAUGGAUGGAAGUUUGGAUUUACAACCUGAGCCUCAAACAGCGGAUAAAGACGCUGAUCCUCCAACAAGAAGUCUUGUUUGCAUGACUGUUAACGUCCAGGAAUCCAAGCCAGCGUGUGACAGGACAAAAGUGUUCAUGAUGUGUCUGUUUGUGCUAGAUUAAAACCCAUGAAGCACGAAUCCUCACGAGCAGGUUCGUAGGGGUGGGGGCUCCACCGACACGUUGGGAGCUGAGGGCGUUUGCUCAUGUGGGCAAAAGGGUGGAAAACAGAUAUUCACCGAGGUUUCUGGGUAAUUAACGGAUUAGAGCUGUCAGUCGAAUCAGGCUUUGUAACGUGUCCCUGUCAGUGCUACGGCAGGUAAAUAGCUAAUUUAAGGGAUUUUAAUCUGCAAAUUAAAUGCAGAGACACAGA